AUGUCCGCGUCGAUACUGGCUGCAAGCUUUGCAAGUCUGUCGCUAAAGAUAUCGGAUCCAAAACUCAUGAAGCAGGCUAGAGUCCAAUACGCCAGCGCACUAUGCCAAACGAAUCAAGCACUUAGCUCCCCGAAACUUGCCGUCGAGGAUAGCACUCUAGCUGCCGUGCUUCUUCUGGGACUGUUCGAGGCCAUCGUCUUUUCCGGACAGCAGUCUAUGGAUAGCUGGAAUCAGCACACGCUUGGAUCCGUAGAGUUGUUGCGCCUGCGUGGAAGUCGGCAAUUUGAGACUGCUCUCGGCCGCAAGCUUUUUGUUCACUCUGCAAACAACAUCCGCACGAGUUGCGCGCAUAGCAAAACACCAGUCCCGACCCGAUUCAUAGCGCUAUACGAUAAAGCACAGCCGUAUCUUGAUCACAACGACCCUUUCCUCAAAGUCACCCCCGUUCUCGACAGGGUCGCCACUCUACGGUCAAGGAUAGCCUAUUUGGAGGACUCGGAGAGACAUGAGAUCCUUGUUGAAGCUCUUAGUUUGGACGCGGCGACAGCGAAGCUUGGGCAAGAAGUCUCGGCAGAAUGGAGGUUCACGGCAAGGGACCCAUAUGAGAGGGCACCAAUGACAUACAAGGGAAUGUCUUUUCGCUACCCUUCUCUUCGAGCGCUGCGGUACUGGAACUCUUUGAGAAUCAUUCGCAUGUUUCUCAACGACCUUAUUUGGAUGCAAGCAUCCUUGAGCCUCCUUCAGGGUCCCACAUCAGCCACUGCGGACUACUUUGCCAUGCAGGAGGCCGCGAUGCGGAAAAUGUCGACUCUGGUGAUUGAGGUACUCGCCAGUUGUGGCGAGUAUCUAGAAACCACCGAAGACCGAUUCUCUGUUACGGCGAGAUGCUUGAUCUGGCCAUUAUCAGUCAUUGCUGAGAUUUCCAUCACGCCCCCAGACGCUCGACGCUUCGCCCUCGACUGCCUGGACCGGCUGAGCCGCGACGGCCGUAUUCCACGACCGAUUGAAGUCGCAAACACAAUGAUGGGCCUUCAGGCUGACUGGUAA
Colletotrichum fioriniae is the source of this 1047-nucleotide messenger RNA. RefSeq lists its product as uncharacterized. NCBI's taxonomy places the organism in Eukaryota, Fungi, Ascomycota, Sordariomycetes, Glomerellales, Glomerellaceae. The record is from RefSeq and is a predicted model, not a curated record.